CAAAAAAAAACCCCUCCAACAGUCCGAUCCUCAUCAUGUCCCCAUCAACCGUGACCUCCAACCCCAACUUGAAACUCCCCGUAACCUUCCUCAUAACAGGCUGCUCCUCAGGCUUCGGACUAACCCUCUCCCGCCUAGUGCUCUCCCACGGCCACACUGUAAUCGCCACCUCCCGCAACCCCUCCCGCACCCCAGACCUCGUGUCCGAGAUAACCUCGCUCGGCGGCCGCUGGCUCCAGCUCGACGUCGACGACAAGACCUCGCCCUCUCUCAUUUACGUGCUGGUCAACAACGCGGGCUACUCGAUCCACGCGCCCGUCGAGGUGCUCACCGAGGGGGAGUUGCGGCAAAUGAUGGAAACGCUGUACUUUGGCCCGGCGAGACUCAUCCGGGCAGUACUGCCCUACAUGCGCGAGAGGAGGUCCGGGGUGGUGGUUAACAUGAGUAGUGGGGCCGGGCUGGAGGGGAAUGAGAGCAUGGGCGAGUACGCGGCUGCCAAAGCGGCGUUGGACGGCUUGAGCAAGGUCCUCGCAAAAGAAGUUGCACCGUUCGGGGUGCGCGUGCUGACGGUGCAGCUGGGCACGUUCAAUACCCACAUGACAUCAUCUAAUGCUCUCGACAGCCCCGAUUCCUAUGCGGCCGCCUGGAUCGCUGCUCUUCCCAUUGAGCGGGCCGCUGCAGAAGCGAGGCUCGAUGAGGAACAUGCAGCGCCAAUCGCUGCGACCAUGGCCUUUCAGCUGCUUGCCUCUCUGCCAUCCAUCCGUGUUGGUCUUUUGGUCGACAUAGGCGGCGGCAUCACUCGACCGGACGAGGCCCGCGAUAUCCGGCUCGGCGACAUUGCCGUGAGCCAGCCUGAUGGGACCACGGGCGGCGUCUGCCAGUACGACUUGGUCAAGGCAAAGUCAGAUGACAAGCGUGAGCGGAAAGACUUCCUCGGACGGCCUCCGACGGUCCUCCUUAAUGCGCUUGCCAGCAUCCAGGCCGAUCACGAGCGGAAAGACUCUAAGGUUCCGUUUUAUCUCCAACAGAUGUCAGAGAAGAAUCCAAAGAUGGGCAAGAGAUCUAAGCAAAAUUUCGGCUACACUCACCAGAGCCUCGACAACGACCGCCUCUUCAAAGCUUCAUGCCAUCAUAUCCCCGGGCCGGACUGUCGGGGCUAUGACAUUUCUGAUGAGGUUCAACGCGAUCCGCGAGACGCUGCUGAUCCUAAGAUUCACCACGGGAUCAUCGCAUCGGGCAACACGGUUGCCAAAGACGCCGCUACGCGCGAUCGGACUGUUGGCGACGUCAGCGAGGAUUACAUCUGCUUCGAUAUGGAAGCGGCCGGCCUGAUGAACCACUUUCCCUGUAUCGUGAUCCGAGGGACCUGCGACUACGCCGAUUCUCACAAGAACGAUCGGUGGCAACGCUACGCAUCGGCCACCGCCGCUGCGUAUGCCAAGGAGCUCCUAGCCUACGUGCCGGUCGCGGAGGUCCAAAAGACCAAGAGGGCACUGGAAGUGCUUCAGUUGGGAUGUGACAAAACGGUUCUAAAUGUGACUGUGCUGGUUCAUCUCGCGAAGGGAAACGACCGUCUUAUCCUCAGCUUCCUCUUUGACUUUAGCUACACGACAAAGCAGACAUUAGAUGGCAUGCUGCGGUCGCUUGCUUUCCAACUUUACCAAGGCGGGACUGGUACUGCAGCACUUCUCGGCGCGUCAUUUCAAACACACCAGGAUGACCGCGACCAACCUGCGACAAAGAUGCUCGAGGACGUCGUAUUGGCAGUUCAGAAGGAAUGUUCUGUUAUUAUAGACGCCUUGGACGAGUCGACAACAAGGGGUGAACUUCUCCUGUGGAUGAACGAUGUGGUGUCCGGGCCAGAGUUAAGCCAUGCCCGGCUGAUUUGCACCAGCCGGCCUGAACCCGAGUUCAUGCGCGACAUUCCCUCGUUGAUAGGCGAGGAAAACUGCUUAGCACUCGACGAGGAGUCCAUCAACGCCGAGAUCAGAUCGUACGUAGCAGCACAGCUUUUGCAGCGACACAUCAACGGUAGCAACAAGGAAAUCAGGCGGGAUUUUCCGAUGGCAAAAUAUGCAGCGGAAGUCUGGCGGACUAUGCUGCGUUGGCUCAGGCUUCGGAAGAUACGGCCCGAGCGACAGUCAGUGUUCCUGAAAGUGGAAGCGACGUUCCAACGCAAGGGAGCUGACGUCAACGCACAGGGCAGCGAUCACGGCAACGCUCUCCAAGCCGCCUCAUUGGGAGGCCAUCAGGAGAUUGUCCAACUGCUCUUUAACAGAGGAGUAAGCGUCAACGCAAAGGGCGGCGAUCACGGCAACGCUCUGCAGGCCGCUUCAUGGGCAGGCCGUCAAGAGGUUGUCCAACUGCUCUUGGACAAAGGAGCGGACGACAACGCGAAGGGCGACGACCACGGCAGCGCCCUCCAGGCUGCUUCAUGGGGAGGCCAUCAGGAGGUUGUCCAACUGCUCUUAGACAAGGGAGCGGACGCCAACGCGAAGGGCGGCGUACUGUAGAUCAAGUUCCCAAAUGAUAAUAUCUUUAAAUUAGCCUGGAUGAAAAAGUGGCCUGGUUACACC
Molecule: messenger RNA, 2576 nt
Organism: Parathielavia appendiculata
Lineage: Eukaryota; Fungi; Ascomycota; Sordariomycetes; Sordariales; Chaetomiaceae
Exons: 6
Coding region: 36-2513 (825 amino acids)
Biological process (GO): nucleoside metabolic process
Molecular function (GO): oxidoreductase activity; protein binding
Source: RefSeq, a predicted model, not a curated record